AUGCCUGGGUAUUGUGAUGCUCGCCGGCACCCAGAUCCGGUAGGACUGGCGACUCUCCCUGGGGGCCUGAUCCUGCCCGGCACUGGGGAGGGGAUCCCCUUCACCUACCGGGGGCUGCCCUGUCCCUACGCCUCCUCGCUGCUGGCGGGCACCUUCGCUGACGGGGGGUAACGUCUGCUGACGGGGGGUAACGUCACCCUGCUGCGCGUCACCGCCGUCGUCAUGAUCCUCUUCAUGGUCGAUCGGGGUUUCUACCCCCACGACAAGGUGCUGGAGUCCCAGCUCUGGAAGAAAGUGGUUUACGCCGGAGGGGUGGCGGCCGUCCUCUUCUCGCCGGCGGCGGUGGCUUCCGUCUACUGCCUCGCCUGGUCGACGUCCUACAUCAUCUUCCCCUUCGCCGUCUGGAGCUGCAAAGCCUAACCCCUGCCUUCGCCCAACGCCUAGUAAAGCCUUCCUCCUCCUCCUC
Molecule: messenger RNA, 466 nt
Organism: Aptenodytes forsteri (emperor penguin)
Lineage: Eukaryota; Metazoa; Chordata; Aves; Sphenisciformes; Spheniscidae
Gene: TMEM269
Product: transmembrane protein 269
Source: RefSeq, a predicted model, not a curated record